Messenger RNA from Malus domestica (apple), 1301 nucleotides. RefSeq names its product taxadien-5-alpha-ol O-acetyltransferase. Gene Ontology annotation, molecular function: acyltransferase activity, transferring groups other than amino-acyl groups. NCBI's taxonomy places the organism in Eukaryota, Viridiplantae, Streptophyta, Magnoliopsida, Rosales, Rosaceae. The record is from RefSeq and is a predicted model, not a curated record.
UUUCGCUAUAGUUCAAAGCAUUACAAGAUGGAAAUGUCUAAAGGCGCCAAUGAUCUCCUCCCAGAAAUUCACAUUCAGUCUGUGCAGACCGUGACACCAACGAAGGUAACCGAUCCACGGCAAGUGCGCCAAGUGUCAGCGGUAGAUCCUAUAGGUUUUGGAAUAUUCCGGAAGUGUCUUCACAUCCUUCUUUACCACGCAAAGGCAACCGAGGACGGUGCUCGUUGGUUUCACGUUGGAUGGCUCAGGGAGUCUCUAGCAAGGGCCUUGCUGGAGCAACCGUUAAUAGCAGGGCGAUUUCGACAAGCUUUUGAUCGUCAGAAUGAGGAAGGAAAUCAACUGGAGAUUGUGUCAAAUGAUAGUGGCGUUAGACUUUUUCAGACAAGCAUCCCGAUAACAUUGUCUGAGUUUCUUGAUUUGAAGGGCAGCAGAGACGGAGAGGAUGCGGAAGCUAAGCUUGUGUUUUGGAAAGAUAUUGAUGAACAAAAUCCUCAGUACUCUCCACUUGUUUAUGUUCAGGUGACCAAAUUCCAAUGUGGAGGAUGCUCAGUUGGAAUUAGUUGCAGCAUUCUUCUGGCAGAUAUUUUGUUGAAGGAAAACUUCUUAAAGAAAUGGGCUAAAAUUCACAACAAUCUGCUUUCAAAAGAUGAUCUACCUGCAGCACCAAUGUAUUAUAUACCUGAUAUUAUGAAAUCUACUGGUUGCUCCCCCACCAGCAUAUUUAGCUCUAAUCCUAGCAACAAAUGUGGCCAAACUGUUAUUUUCACUAUCUCUGCGGAGACUGUAAAUCCAUUGAAGGAUGAUGCAUUGCAGCUUUGUGUUGAAGAAGCAGAGAACAAAUACGGUAACAAUAUGGCUCCCAACUUUCCCAUGUUUGAAGACCAACUACCGCAAUGCAAUCAAGGUUGAGAAGUUUCCAAAAGAUGGACUUAUUAAGCCGAAACGGCUAGGUAGUCGGAGUCAGCUUUCUAGAGCAGUGUGGGAUGAUUUUGGAGCAAAUGAGAUCGAAUUUCGCGAAGGGAAUAAGCCGGAAUAUGUUUCAUAUUGGGUUGGAUUCGUUUCUGGUGGACUUGUCAUGGCAAUGCCAUCGGCUGAUCGAAGGGGCUCUCUCAAUGAAGUGAAAGUAGUGAUUGUCACAGUUCCUAUUGAGAAGGAAGUUUAGUGGUCUUCAAACUCAUAGUUUCUGGGAAAUUUGUGCUUCUAUAACUCCCAGUAUCUCUCUUUAAUUUGAUAAAUAAAAAAUCAUGUAUAAGUUGCUGGAAUAAGAUUCAAUGAUACAAACAAAACAAUACAUGUGUUUA